Hipposideros armiger (great roundleaf bat) is the source of this 426-nucleotide messenger RNA. RefSeq names its product legumin type B-like. The record is from RefSeq and is a predicted model, not a curated record. The transcript has 4 exons. Gene Ontology annotation, biological process: activation of protein kinase B activity. NCBI's taxonomy places the organism in Eukaryota, Metazoa, Chordata, Mammalia, Chiroptera, Hipposideridae. Gene Ontology annotation, cellular component: Golgi apparatus; plasma membrane. The coding region runs from base 1 to 426 and encodes 141 amino acids.
AUGUAUGGAGAUACUUUUAUGACCUUAAAGCAUCAAAAUACCCUGGCUUUGAGUACACUCAGAGUUUACAACAAUGGAUUACGACAGCCACAUUUCCAUUUUAAUGCAAAUGAAAUGGGAUAUGUAAUAAGUGGAUGUGCAAAGGUGGGCAUUAUUAAUACUCAGGGUACCAUAGAGUUUAACAUUCAUGUUGGAGAUGUGAUAUUUUUCCCCAUUGGAACCCAGCAUUACAUAAAGAGUGCAUGUGAUGAGGAUUUGCUUUUAAUUCUUGCCUUCAGCACUGGAGACCAGCUGCAAACCCUUGACAUGGACGAUUAUUUCCAGGCCACAGCAGACCACAUCCUGGCCCAGCUUUUCUUCAAGAAACAAAAUGAGUUUAAGAAGAUCCCUAAAUUCAAGGAGGACCAGGCAAUCAACCUGCCUUAG